AUGAAAGUAUUGCCAAUCAAUGAUUCUUUAAUCAUUCAACAAGGUUCCCUCGAGAAGGAAUCAUCAACAAACGUGCAAAAACAUUCAGCCAGUGUUCGUAAGGCCAUUAACAAUAACAAUACCUCCUCAUACAAGCUGGAAGAUAAUGAGUUGGAAUUUAACUUGUUUCGCUCGGGGAGAGGAUGCUGUCUUGAUGGAUUGUGUUCUAUUAAGAGUGUUAUUCUCUCAUUCUUAAUUGUCUCUCUACUCUUGACAUGUGCUGUGAUUUGGGCUGUACUGAUGGUGCUCAUCUCACAGGAGGUGAAUAUAACGAUGGGCAUUGCUUCGCUGGUUGUUUGGUGCACGUGUAUUGUUUCGGUAAUUGUCUUUGGUGUGGUAUCCUCUGUGGUGGUCUAUUAUUUGAUAAGGAAACCUAUGAGAGAGCUAACCAGACAACUCUUCACAAUGAAAUCAUUGAGAUUCGACUCGGUUAUCCAGCUCUCCUCCAUAAUGUAUGAAUUUAUUCCCCUCUUCAGGAUCUUCUUAGAGAUGAACAAUUUAAUGAAGGAGAUUAGACCAUUCAUUCCAGAAUCUAUUACCAGAUCUUCAGAGUAUGAAACUGAGAGUAAUAACAGUUCAGACAAUCAGGAGCAACAGAAGGAAAUUCAAAUGAUGGCCAUGAGAAUGUCACUUAAAACAUCAAAUUCUAUUGCUCAAUUGGGUAAAGCUCCAUCAACAGCUCUGAUCCAAAAUUCCCUCAAGUCUGUAAAUUCUGUGGCCAAAUUGAAGAGAGCCAUGUCGAAAAUGAGGAAAUCAAUGGAAGGAACUGGAUCAGAAGGAGCAAGUUUCCAAUCCAAAGACGGCGUGGAGCAACAGCAACAUCUGCAGGUUUCACACCUCAAAUCACAACCAAUUUGGGUCUUGGAUUGA
Molecule: messenger RNA, 909 nt
Organism: Naegleria gruberi
Lineage: Eukaryota; Heterolobosea; Eutetramitea; Acrasida; Naegleriidae
Exons: 1
Coding region: 1-909 (302 amino acids)
Source: RefSeq, a predicted model, not a curated record